AUGCACGCAUUUACGAAUUGUAUGCUCCAUUGCUUUCAAGUGCUGACCAGCGUGAAGAAGACGGUCUGCCUUUUUGCUGUUCGUGAACAACAGCAUCUGCUAAAGGAGAACCUUGAGCUUCGAGGAUUUGCACCGCUUGAGGAACAUGGUGCUGCUUUAACGUCGCAGUAUGAAUGGGCGCUGCAAACAUCGACCUCUGAAGCAAACGGUGCCUCACAAGUGACGCCCUUGUUGGAUGAUAAAGCAGCCAAAAUUCGUGCAUGGAGAUUGUACCACUUCGCGCAUUAUUUGUGCGACGGCUACGAGGGAAACCCGUUGCUUUUCUAUAAUGCAUCGGGACAAUUUACGACGUCACCAUUGGCCGGAAAAGGAGAUCUUCAGCAAGAAAAUGAGACGCCGAGUGCAUUGGAUUUACUGAACCUGGGAUUUUUGUCGACCGACAACGUUAAACAGCAGCAUACAGAAGUACAGGAAGCUAUUGGCAACGGUUGCCAAGCUGGCUCUGGCGUGGACGAGGACGACGAUUUUGAAGACGAGGUGAUCGUGUUUAGACCGUCGCCAGUGUUAAGAGAAAUGUCAGGAGACCACUCAAGCAAACAACUUCUUGACUAUGCAACAAGUGCGCCUUCUCCGUUGGAUGCUUUGUCUGGUGAUUGUACAUUUAGCCUCCGAGCCCCGAGUCCAAUCUCACGAGCAGACGACAAGGGCCCUGCAAGCGACGCAAGCGUUAGCAGCAAGAGUAGUGCGUUUGGCACUGGCCAUGGUUCGUUUGGUUCAUCACUUGGCUACCCUAGCUUUAACACAUUUAACGAUGGUGGUAGCUUUUCAAGUGAGACCUAUCUGACAGGGUGGGGAAACAGCAUCAAGAGCAGCGAUACUAACGGCAACGGCAGCAUACUAGGGGGAAGUCUGGGCUUAGGUUUGGGUUUGCCAUUCAGUAGCCUAAACACGGAAUUUAUGAUGCCUUCAGCCACCUCUGGAAGAAAUAAUGAUGCACAGAGCCAUGGCUUGAGCAACCGCGUUGAAGAAAGCCAAUAUUUUGCACCCAUGGCUGAUUUGGCAGCUGUAGAGCGUGAAUCGGCUCUGUACCAGCAGAGGACUUCGAGCUUGAGUGUGUUCUUAGGCACCUCUACACCAGCGAGCCAGGCUGAGGUGCAGAGCCCAUCGCCUCCACGAAUUCCAACCCGCCCACCUCCAGGUUUUGCUGCCACUUUGAUGAGAGAUGAGGAGCAGCAGCAGAAGUGUACGUCGGACCCAUUUCUUACUCCUUAA
This is a messenger RNA of Peronospora belbahrii, 1272 nucleotides long. NCBI's taxonomy places the organism in Eukaryota, Oomycota, Peronosporomycetes, Peronosporales, Peronosporaceae. The record is from the annotation of a GenBank genome assembly.